Molecule: messenger RNA, 3811 nt
Organism: Petromyzon marinus (sea lamprey)
Lineage: Eukaryota; Metazoa; Chordata; Hyperoartia; Petromyzontiformes; Petromyzontidae
Source: RefSeq, a predicted model, not a curated record
ACCACCAAUAUUUUAGUGGCUCAGUAAUAUUACACCAACAUGAUCAUACCACGAACAAUGAACCACCAUAAUCGCACUGGCUCAAUAGCAUCACACCAACGUCAGCAUACCACCAAUAUCAUACCACCACUAUUACAGUGGCUCAGUAACAUUUUACCAACAUCAUCAUACUACAAACAAUAAACCACCACAAUCGCACUGGCUCAUUAGCAUCAUAGCAUGCCACAAACGUCAUCCCACCAAUUCAUAAUGGCUCAAUAUCAGUACAACUAUAUAUGUCAUACCGCAUUCGUCAUACCACCAAUAUUACAGUGGUUCGGAAAAAUUAUACCAACAUCAUCACACCACAAACAAUAAACUACCAUAAUCGCACUGACUCAAAGGCAUCAUGCAAACGUUAGCAUACCACAAACACCAAACCACCAAUAUCGCAACGGCUCAAUAUCAAUAAGCCAAUAUCAUCAUACAGCAUUUGUUAUGCCACCAAUAUUACAUUGGCUCAGUAACAUACCAACAUCAUCAUACCACAAACAAUAAACUACCAUAAUCGCACUGGCUCAAUGGCAUAAUUCCAGCGUUAACGUACCACCAAUAUCACAAUGGCUCAAUAUCGGUAUACCAAUAUCAUAUCGCAUGUCAUACCACCAAUAUUAAAGUGGUUCAGUAACAUUAGGCCAACAUCAUCAUACCACAAUCAAUAAACCACCAUAAUCACACUGGCUCAACAGCAUCAUAGCAACAUUAGCAUACCACAAACGCCAAACCACCAAUAUCGCAACGGCUCAAUAUCAGUAGACCAAUAUCAUCCGCAUGCCGCAUAGUCAUACCACCAAUAUUACAGCGGCUACGUAACAUUAUACAGAACCAACAUCAUUCCACAAACAAUACACAACCAUAACCGCACUGGCUCAAGAGCAUCAUAUCAACAUUAUCAUACCACAAACGUCAUAAAACCUAUGUUACAAUUGCUCAAUAUUACACCAAUAUCAUACCAUAAACGUCACACCACCGAUGCCACAAUGGCUCAAUAUCAUUAUACCAACAUCAUCACACCAACAUUGCCAUACCAAUAUUAUACUGGCUCAACGUCAUCAUACCAUCAACAUGAGCACGUAGUACAAUCAUGCCAACAUCAUCAGUUUAACUCAAGACGUGAACAUCUAACGACCCCAUCCAUAACCCAACAUCAAAUGAAUCCACCAUCUCACUAACUCUAAUAAUAAUGCAGCACAUCAGUCCAUGCAAGGCAUGAUUCAUCAGACCACAACAUUUGUAACAUAUUACAUACGUUCAUCAGUUUAUCUGCCUGUGUAUUUCAAGCCAUGCAAAGCAAACAAAACUGUUUCCAACCAAUGCCCAAACAUUGUGUUUAGUUUAUUGUCCUUCCCCUGCACCUCCGAUUAGUACAGUUGACCACGUACGGUGCGAAAGAAGUUCAACAUACGUACAGACAUUCCAGUGCACAUCCACACUGGAUUCGCACGCACACCAUCAUCAGCCAUGGUCAAUCAACUGCGCGACAUAAGCCACUUCAUUUUUAACCUUAGUGGUGGCUUCUCAGAUUCACUGUUCGAAUUUACAAUGUAAGUACCUAAAACCAGUGCCCUUGCUAUGAAGCAUUGUGCUGUUUCUGCGUGCAUAAGCAAGUCCCAUCCCGUCUGUGUAGAAGCAGAAUAAUACUCGGAAGUACGUCAGCUCAGAUGACUGGAGGGGGCACCCGGUGUAAACUCGCCACUCAGUGUGCAUCUUGCCAGUUUCAGCAACAUUUUGACACUUUGGGUCCAUCACGUGUUCAACUUGUGGCUGGCAUUUGUUGAGCCGCACACCGUUAACGAUCCCUAAGAGAACGCAUUUAUUCCGAGAUGGAUGAGGAAAUUAAUCUUUUGAAAGAAGAAGACGACGAAAAGGGCCGCUCUGUGAGCAUCGACCUGCAGGGUGAGCCCGCGCUGCGCGUGUCUAUCACGGACGCCGUGAGCGAGCGAGACCGGGUCCUCUUCACGGUGUGCACCAAGACAAUUUUGCCAGCCUUCAAGAACAGCAAGGUGUGUGUGUCGCGCCAGCACGAAGACUUUGUGUGGCUGCAUGACUCAUACGUGGAGAACGGAACCUACGCGGGCUUCAUUAUCCCCCCAGCGCCACUGCGACCCGAUUUCUCAGCCUCGCGCGAUAAGCUGCAUAGGCUGGGUCAGUCCGAGGGAACGAUGACAAAGGAAGAAUUUUCCAGAAUGAAACAAGAAGUGGAAGCUGAGUAUCUGGUGGUGUUUAAGAAGACUGUGGCCAUGCAUGAGGGCUUCUUGGUCCGGCUGGCUACACACCCUGUCCUCAGCCAGGACUCCAACCUACAGGUCUUCCUCGAGUACACGCAUGAGUUGAACGUGCGGGGCAAGAAUAAGAAGGAGAUGCUGGGAGGAUUCUUCCGGAACGUUGUGAAGUCUGCAGACGAGCUGGUCGUCUCCGGAGUUGAGGAUAUCGACGAGUUCAUGGAGCAUGAGAAAGUCUUCUUGGUGGAUUAUCAUUUGCGAAUCAAAGAUGCCACCACUAAGGCUGACAAAAUGACAAAAGCACACAAGAACAUCGCAGAGGACUACCUCCACAUCUCAGCCAGCUUCACCAGCCUGGCCACACAGGACUCCAGGAACCUUAGCAAGUUAUACCUUUGUAUUGCUGAUGUGCUGGAAAAAACAAGGAAACUAGAGGGACGGGCGGCUUCUGACCAAGACCUGAAGCUCUCAGACCUGUUUCGAUAUUACAUGAAGGACUCGCAAGCUGCCAAGGACUUGCUGUACCGGCGGACUAGGGCUCUCGUAGAUUACGAGAACGCCAACAAAGCACUGGACCGCGCACGCACCCGCAACAAGGACGUUGCUGCAACCGAAAGCCAGCAACAAACCUCCCUCCAGCGCUUUGAAAAGCUGUCCUCUACUGGAAAGCAGGAGCUGAAGGAUUUCAGGUGCAGGCGAGUGCUGGCAUUCCGCAAGGGGCUGGUGGAGCUUACAGAGCUUCAGCUCAAACACUGCAAGGCAAAUCUGCAAGUCCUACAAAUCUGUCUGGGCCAGAUACAAGAUGCUAACUGACAGAUGUCAUCUUUGGGAUAAAUGAUCGCAUUCCAACAUUAACUUUGAAAGUGCUGUCUUACUGCAUCGGCAUUAAAGUCUUCACCCAAAAACAUGUUUAAUUAAAAGAGGAAACAUACAUUUAUAUAAAACGCUCUCCAUUGAAGUAACAACAACCCAGCUGUGGAUUAAGAUUGUGAUAAGGGCCAGUACAUUGCUCAUAUGUUUUAAACGCCCUUGAGAGUUAUGCUUGAUUACAUACCGCAUUGCCAGGCACCAAGGAGCGCUCUAUUGAUAAGACACACAUUCUGUUCUUUGGGACCCAGAUAGUGCCUGGACAUCCGGUUUUUUAGCCAUACAACUGCAAUCGCUAUACUGUAUAGCCAACCUAUCCGUGCAUUAAAGUAGUACACAUUUAGAUUUGUGCAUAUCCAAUUUAAUAUUAACUUUCAAUUUUUAAACUAAUAAUGAUCAAUCCUUGAACUGCAAUAUUUCAUUUGUGUUAUCAAUUUAAUUGUGUUUGCAUACACAGUAUGUAUUUUUUUACAGGAGCUUUACAUUACUUGGUUUAAUUCUACAUUUACUAUAAAAGGUAUGGAUAAAGACAAGAGACUAUAUGUUAAAUUAAUAAAUAAUUGUGCGAUAUUUCUUAUGUGAAAACAUACCAUGUAGUACUAUACUCCAUUAGUUUUUAAGUAAAAACACAUUUUGGAAAUAAGUCUGGAGUGAUAUUUGUCAAAUAAAAACCGUGGAAACUA